GCAACCUGCGGCCCCUGGGGGGCACUCGUCCCAAGGCCAGGUUCAUGGGAAAUUCUCGGUGAUAGAAGCAGAAGAGCAGGUGCUCGGACAGCCCCUUACACUCAUUCCCACACUAAAUCCUCCCGACAGCCCUGUGGGCUCGGUGCUCUUCGUCUACCCGAGGCAGGCAGCGGGCAGGGGACUGGGGAGUGGUUCUGAUUGUCUCAUAGUGAACUUGGCUCAUGUCGUUCUCCUAGAGCCCCGGACCCAGGAGGCACAAAGAGCCCGAGGUGACCCCCAGGCAGCGAGACCCCCGCGGAAGGGCGCGAGACCUGCGGAGAGCUGCGCGGCCCCUCCGGCUGGGCUCCUGCUAGGAGGGAGCACCUGUGCUCGGGUGGCGGCUCAGAGGCAGCUGCUCCAUGCAGAGCUGAAGCUGGUCUUACAGCAGAAGGGGCAGAGGAAGCAGGAGCCGGGGGCCCCGGUGACUGCCAGCGGCGCCAUGGAGGCCAGGAGCCGGAGUGCUGAGGAGCUGAGGCGGGCGGAGCUGGUGGAGAUCAUUGUGGAGACAGAGGCGCAGACCGGAGUCAGCGGCAUCAACGUCGCGGGAGGCGGCAAAGAAGGAAUCUUCGUCCGCGACCUGCGCGCGGAUUCCCCGGCCGCCAGGAGCCUCAGCCUGCAGGAAGGGGACCAGCUGUUGAGCGCCCGCGUGUUCUUUGAGAAUGUCAAGUAUGAGGACGCACUGCGCCUGCUCCAAUGUGCCGAACCUUACAAGGUCUCCUUCUGCCUGAAGCGCACCGUGCCCACCGGGGACCUGGCGCUGCGGCCCGGCACCGUGGCCGGCUACGAGAUGAAGGGCCCGCGGGCCAAGGUGGCCAAGCUGAACAUCCAGACCCUGUCCCCUGUGAAGAAGAAGAAGAUGGUGAUCCCCGGGGCCCUUAGGGCCCCUGCAGACCUGGCCCCCGUUGACGUCGAGUUCUCCUUUCCCAAGUUCUCCCGUGUGCGCCGUGGUGUCCAAGCCGAGGCUGUGGAGGGUCCCGCCCCAGCAGCCCCAACGCGCCGGCGCCUCCAGCUGCCACGGCUGCGCGUGCGCGAAGUGGCCCAAGAGGCCCAGGCAGCUCGGCUGGCUGCCGCGGCUCCCCCACCCAGGAAGGCCAAGGUGGAGGCUGAGGGGGCAGCAGGAGCCCGCUUCACGGCCCCCCAGGUGGAGCUGGUUGGGCCCCGGCUGCCAGGUGCUGAGGUGGGUGUCCCGCAGGUCCCAGCUCCCAAAGCGGCCCCCUCAGCAGAGGCAGCCAGCGGCUUUGCCCUCCUGCCAACCCUUGGCCUGGGAGCCCCAGCUGCACCUGCUGUGGAGCCUCCGGCUGUGGGGCUCCAGGUCCCCCAGGUGGAGCUGCCCACCUUGCCCUCCCUGCCCACUCUGCCCACACUUCCUUGCCUGGAGGCCCGGGAAGGGGUUGCAGCAGUGACCGUGCCCACCUUGGAUGUGGCGGCACCUGCUGUGGGUGUGGACCUGGCCUUGCCAGGUGCAGAGGUGGAGGCCCGGGGAGAGCCGCCUGAGGUGGCCCUGAAGAUGCCCCGCCUCAGUUUCCCCCGCUUUGGGGCUCGAGCGAAGGACGUGGCCGAGGCCAAGGUGGCUAAGGGCAGCCCGGAGGCCAAGCCGAAGGGGCCCAGACUUCGAAUGCCCACCUUUGGGCUUUCCCUCCUGGAACCCCGGGCUGCUGCUCCUGAAGCCGCCGUCGAAAGCAAGCUGAAGCUGCCCACCCUCAAGAUGCCCACCCUCGGCAUCGGGGUGUCGGGGCCCGAGGUCAAGGUGCCCAAGGCGCCUGAAAUGAAGCUCCCCAAGGUGCCCGAGGUGGCCGUGCCCGAGGUGCGCCUCCCGGAGGUGCAGCUGCCAAAGGUGUCAGAGAUGAAGCUCCCCAAGGUGCCCGAGGUGGCCGUGCCCGAGGUGCGCCUCCCGGAAGUGCAGGUGGCGAGAGGUUCCAGAAAUGACUUUCCAGAGAUGAAGCUCCCCAAGGUGCCCGAGGUGGCCGUGCCCGAGGUGCGCCUCCCGGAAGUGCAGUUGCCGAAAGUUCCAGAAAUGAAACUUCCAGAAAUGAAACUCCCCAAGGUGCCCGAGGUGGCCGUGCCCGAGGUGCGCCUCCCGGAAGUGCAGCUGCCAAAGGUGUCAGAGAUGAAGCUCCCCAAGAUGCCCGAGGUGGCCGUGCCCGAGGUGCGCCUCCCGGAGGUGCAGCUCCCCAAAGUUCCAGAAAUGAAACUUCCAGAAAUGAAGCUCCCCAAGGUGCCCGAGGUGGCGGUGCCCGAGGUGCGCCUUCCGGAGGUGCAGCUGCCAAAGGUGUCAGAGAUGAAGCUCCCCAAGAUGCCCGAGGUGGCCGUGCCUGACCUGCACCUCCCAGAGGUGCAGCUGCCAAAGGUUCCAGAAAUGAAACUUCCAGAGAUGAAGCUCCCCAAGGUGCCCGAGGUGGCCGUGCCCGAGGUGCGCCUCCCGGAGGUGCAGCUGCCGAAGGUGUCAGAGAUGAAGCUCCCCAAGGUGCCCGAGGUGGCCGUCCCGGAGGUGUGUCUUCCACAGCCCCCACAGGUGGAGCUGCCCCAGGCCCCAGGGGUGCAGCUGAAAGCUGCCAGGCCAGAGCAGGCAGAAGGGAUGGAAUCUGGCUUCCGGAUGCCCAAGCUGGGGAGGGCAGAGUCCCCGACGCGAGGGAAGCCGGCCGAGGCAGGUGCCCGGCUUUCAGGGCCGCUGCUGGGGCUGCCCUGUCUGCAGCCGGAGGUGGGCGGAGAGGCUCGUGCGGGUGCCCCCUCGCUCACUCUGCCCUCGGUGGAGCUGGACCUGCCGGGGGCCCUCAGCCUGAAGGCGCCUCCCCAAGCCGAGCAGCCAGAGGGCGCCAGGGUGGUCGGCGAGGCGGGCUUCCGGGUGCCCUCUGUGGAGCUUGUUGCCCCGCAGCUGCCCGUGGCCGAGGCUGAGGAAGGGCGUCCAGAGGCGAUGGAGAUGAAAGCCAAGCCCUCCUCCAGGUUCUCCCUGCCCAAGUUUGGACUCUCGGGGCCAAAGGUGGCCAAGGUGGAGGCUGAGGGGGCGGGGCGCGCCUCCAAGCUGAAAGUGUCCAAGUUCGCCAUCUCCCUCCCCAAGGCUCGGGCGGGCACCGAGGCUGAGGCCAAAGGUGCCGGCGAGGCAGGCCUGCUGCCCGCCCUCGAUCUGUCCAUCCCGCAGCUCGGCCUGGACGGCCGACCGCCAGAGAGCAAGGUGGAGGUGGCAGGGGCUGACGGCAAGCUCAAAGGGUCCAGGUUUGCUCUGCCCAAGUUUGGGGUGAGAGGCCGGGACACCGAGGCAGGAGAACUAGCGCCGGGCGUGGUGGACCUGGAGGCCAAGGGCUGGGGCUGGGACGGGAAGGUGAAGGUGCCCAGGCUGAGGAUGCCGUCCUUCGGGCUGGCUCGAGGCAAGGAGGCCGAAGCCCAGGGUGGGCGUGGUGGCCCCGGGGAAAAGCCAGAGUCCAUUGCUGGGCAGCUCAAGAUCCCUGAGGUGGAGCUGGUCACCCUGGGGGCCCAGGAGGCAGCAGGGACAGAAGGGGCAGUGGCUGUCCCUGGAAUGUCUGUGACCACGACCAAGCAGGUGGUCACUGAAGGCCAUGAGGGGGAGCCGAGGAGGCCCCCACUGGGCAUCUCGCUGCCCCAGGUUGAGCUGACCAACUUUGGGGAGGCUCAGGCCGAGGGUACAGCCCCUUCAGCCCAGGGCACAGUAGGCCAUAAGAUCCAGGUGCCUCAAGUGAGCCUGGUACUCCCUGGCACCCAGGCGGCUGGUGGGGAGCUGCUGGUGGGUGAGGGCGUCUUCAAGAUGCCCACCGUGACCGUGCCGCAGCUCGAGCUGGACGUGGGGCUGGGCCAUGAGGUGCAGGCGGCCGAGGCAGCCACCGGCGAGGGUGGCCUGGGGCUGAAGUCGUCCACCCCGGGAGCAGGAGCCAGGGCCGAGGACCAGGCCCCAGGGGCCGAGCGCACCUUCCACCUCUCGCUGCCCGAUGUGGAACUCUCGCCACCGGCCGUGGGCAGCCACGCCGAGUACCAGGUGGCAGACGGGGAGGGGGAUGCGGGGCACAAACUCAAGGUGCGGCUGCCCAGGUUUGGCCUGGCGAAGGCCAGGGAGGGCGGGGAGGAGGGCGAGAAGGCCAAGAGCCCCAAGCUCAGGCUGCCCCGCGUGGGCUUCGGCCACAGUGAGACAGCCGCCACGGAGGGCUCGCCCAGCCCCGAGGAGGAGCAAGAGGAGGGUGAUGGGGAAGGUGCCUCUGGUCGCAGGGGCCGGGGCAGGGUCCGCUUGCCCCGAGUGGGCCUGGCGGCCCCUCCUAGGACCCCUAGGGGACAGGAUGGGGAGGCAGCAUCCAAGUCCCCUGUCGGGGAGAAGUCACCCAAGUUUCGCUUCCCCAGGGUGUCCCUAAGCCCCAAGGCCAGGAGCGGGAGUGGGGACAGGGAUGAGGGUGGCUUCAGGGUCCGGCUGCCCAGCGUGGGGUUUUCAGAGGCAGGGGCUCCAGGCCCCACCAGGCUGGAGGGGGCUCAGGCUGCUGCCGUCUGAAGUUCUGGGCAGAUCGGGCCGCGCCUGCCGCCUGCGUUCCGGGCCGCCCACCCCAUUUGUGUGUGGAUAACUAGCACUAACCCUGAGACGGAGGGAGGGGGGCCGCGGAGCCGGCAGAGGCUCUGGCAGGUGCCAGGCCAUGUGAAUAAAUAAUCUGAGGUAGCCA
Oryctolagus cuniculus (rabbit) is the source of this 4691-nucleotide messenger RNA. RefSeq names its product periaxin (gene PRX). The record is from RefSeq and is a predicted model, not a curated record. Gene Ontology annotation, biological process: peripheral nervous system myelin maintenance; regulation of RNA splicing. Gene Ontology annotation, molecular function: protein binding. Gene Ontology annotation, cellular component: nucleus; cytoplasm. NCBI's taxonomy places the organism in Eukaryota, Metazoa, Chordata, Mammalia, Lagomorpha, Leporidae.